CUGGCCAGUAAGAACUCAGCUAAAGUGAUGCAGCGUAACAAAACCCGAUUUGACCAGAAAGUUACUGCAUCAGAACUAAAUGUUGGAGACAGAGUCCUAGUAAGGAACGUGCGACUAAGGGGGAAGCACAAACUCGCAGAUAAGUGGGAGUCAUCUGUGUAUAUUGUUGUGAAGAAAGCCGGCAAUCUUCCUGUGUACACAGUCAGACCGGAAGGCCAGAACAAACCACUAAGAACCCUGCAUCGAGACCUUUUAUUGCCAUGUGGAUACUUACCUUUUCCUGAGGAAGAAAUGCCUACCAGAGCUAAAAGGAAAUCUCCUGUGUUUUCUCCAGUAUCUCCUGAUGAUGAAGAGGGUCCAUCAGAGGAAGAACUAGUCGAUCCACCUUUGCACAUUCCAUCAUCUUUUGAACCUGUCAGAUUUACGAUUGAUAUUGACCUGCCUCCUGUCGAGCAGUCUGUCCCAGGAACUGAACAGUUUGUUCCCAUCACACAAUCUCCAGUGCCUGUAACUGAAGAGGACAGUGAUGCUGAGGAUGAUGAACCCAAAUUUGUGGAAGGGGAACUUAUGACUGUUAAAGAGGAACAACUAGCAGUAGAGAGUGAGGAACCUGAAAUUGACUCUGAACAACUCAAUCCUGCUGAAGUCUCCAGAGCUGACGGAAGACUCUCUCCAGAUCCUGAUACUCCAGAGUCUGACAAUGCAGAACAUGACACACAAGAAACUGAUAUAUUUGACAUUCCCAGCCAUACUGAAGAACCUCACUCACCAGUGGAUUCAGUAUCUCUGGACAGUGAAGACCAACCUCUGAGACGUUCUAGCCGCACAAGAAAUCCACCUGAUCGAUUACAGUACACUAAACCUGGCAAACCAUUACUGAAAAGCAUUCAGGCUUUGCUUCACGGUUUGAGCUCUGCUUUCUCCUUCGCCCUUCAAGAAGAUGAAGAACAGUUCAUUGCUCCGUACUCCAAUCAGCCUCCCAUUUGCUGCCAGCCUGGUGCAUGUACGAGGACGUACAUGGGAUCAGGAGGGGAGGGUGUAACCUGCAUAAAAUAAGAACCCGUAUUUUAUUUUGGCGGGUCAAAUUGAUAGCACCCUUUAAGUUCCGGGUCACAGGUGACUCAGAUCUGAAUAGCUGUUGCUGCUGUCGCUGUGGCUAGCUGCUCGUCUCGGCGUCUUCUAAACUAAUAGAAGAAUACGGCUGGAUCAAGGCUUACUAAGACGGCCGAAGGAUUUAACUGAGUGUUUUCUGUCGACCGCUCGACGGUCAGGUUUUUUUUCA
This is a messenger RNA of Cyprinodon tularosa, 1282 nucleotides long. RefSeq lists its product as uncharacterized. Bases 28 to 1056 code for a protein of 342 amino acids. Lineage: Eukaryota; Metazoa; Chordata; Actinopteri; Cyprinodontiformes; Cyprinodontidae. The record is from RefSeq and is a predicted model, not a curated record. The transcript is spliced from 2 exons.